AUGGCGGCCAGCGAAGAGGAACAGCGAGCAAGGAAACACUACUUCUCAGAAUUAUUUGAGUCCAGCAAUGGUGACGAAGAAGAGAUGUUAGUAUGUGAAGAAGAUUUAGAGCAUAAUCCUUUUGAUGGCUUACCAUACUCAUCUCAUUAUUACAAACUUUUGAAAGAAAGAGAGGAACUUCCAUUUUGGAGUGAAUAUCCUUCCAUGGAGAGUCUUCUUCGUAAUCAAAUUGUGAUUGUUUCAGGAGAUGCUAAGAGUGGCAAAAGUUCACAGGUUCCCCAAUGGUGUGCUAAGUAUGGUCUUUCUGCCCAUUAUCAACAGGGGAUAGGUGUACACAAGUAGACAGCAAUGUGGCUGGCACUACGUGUAACUGAUGAGAUGGAUGUCAAUAGUGGCCAUGAAGUGGGUUAUGUUGUCCCAUUUGAGAGCUGCUGUACCACUGAAACAAUUCAGAGGUCUGAGGAUUUGUUUUUAAUCCCUUUAACAUUGUACGAAUGUCAUUCCUUGAAAUGUUUCAGAGCGGUAGCUGUGUUCUGCCCAGUAUAUCCAGCAGACCCCAAUGAAAGCUGCCUAUUAGACAAACCCAACUGGCUGGCUGAUGCAAAGGAACCAAUAUUUCAGGAUGGUUAUUUUAAAAGAAAUAAAGGAUCUAAUUUCAAUCCUGAUCUUGGAGAAUUAGUCCCUGUCUCUCUAGAUCCCAGCCACAAAGAUAUAUUCAAGCCAAAUGAAGAUAAAAAAAAAUGCUGCAAAAAUUACAGAAGAAAAGUGCUAUUAACCAUGAGCUUUGGAGAGUUGUUGGUCUGGAUUCAUACUAUAACCUUUGCAAUUUAUAUUAAUGUGGAGAGAAGAAAUGUUAGUAAACAAGAGAAUUUUCUGAUAUCUCUUCCUGGCAAACUCUUCUGCCUCUACCCUGGAUAAUUUACAUACAAGGAAAUGAAACCAUGCCUGUCAGCCAGAAUAUAGGACUCAAAUCUAACUAGCAUGGUUCUUUUUCUGAAGAGAAUGGAUUUAGCAGGCUUAGGCCAUUGUGAUCAUGUAGUGUGACCUACUCCUGAAAAUCUGAUGCAGGCUUUAGAAGAUCUUGGUUAUCUAGCACAGGAGAAUGAUGGAAACUUUUUUGAAUUUGGAAUAAUUACAAGGUCAGAGUUUCCUCAGGAUCCACAGCUGUCCAAGUCCAUUUUAGCUUCAUGUGAAUUUGACAGAAUGCUCACCAUUGCUGCCACGGUAACAGGAAUUCCUAAAGAAUGUUUUUGGCCACCCCUGCAACAUGCUGUCACUUCUUCCUCAGACUACGAUGUUGAGAAAUGGUGUCAUGAUUAUUUCCUAAGCUGUUCUGCACUGAGCAGGGCAGAAGUUAUCAGAGCUGAACUGGCAGAGAUUGUGAAAUGUAUUGAACUUCCCAUUUCAGAACCUGACUUUGAAUCAAAAGAAAAUACGCUAAGCAUAAAGAAACUUCUCUUAUCUGGUUACUUCAUACAACCAUAUUACUUGGGUAAAUCCUUGCAUCAAACUAUGAUAGAAAUGGAUUUUCAGGAGGAAGAGAAAGGAUCUCACCUUAUGAGAUUUGUGGAACUGGCACUUCAAUAAUAUGUUAGCAAUCUGCCUUCUAGUGAAAGCAAGGAGAUUCUGCAGGAAGAUCAUUUAUCACCUGUUUCAACAAUGAAAGAGGAACGCUAAAUAAAACAGCAAGACAAAGAAUAUGAAAAAUAUCCCCAAACUCCUGCUGAACAAAGAUGAAUUAUUCAAUGACUUAUAUCCAACUACUUUCAACCAAACAGAACCAGUAUGUGCAAUAUGUCCCCAAAUUAAUCCAUUCAAUGUUUUUUCAACUUGAAAUACACAGGUAUUUAACAGGAAAGAGAAGAAAAAUUAACUUCUUUAGAAGUCUUAGGGAUGUAGGGGUUUUUUUUAUUGUGUUCUUAAUGGUGACUCCAAAGUCUACUAGGAUAUAAUAUUUUAUAGUAACAGUAUGAUUGACAUUGUUAGUUGUACAACCUACACCUUUCACUAGUAUACAAAGGUGAUUCCUGAGGAACACAAAA
Chrysemys picta bellii (western painted turtle) is the source of this 2042-nucleotide messenger RNA. The record is from RefSeq and is a predicted model, not a curated record. NCBI's taxonomy places the organism in Eukaryota, Metazoa, Chordata, Testudines, Emydidae.